UGUAUGAAAGUGUUGUGUGUCUGUAGUAGUGAUGGUCUGAUGUAUGAAGGUGUUGUGUGUCUGUAGUAGUGAUGGUCUGAUGUAUGAAGGUGUUGUGUGUCUGUGGUAGUGAUGGGUCAUGUUAACGUGAUGAACAUGUGUGAUCAUGUUGUGUGUCUGUUGUGUGUCUGUAGGAGUGAUGGGUCCGGUGGAGAUGGACGAGUUCGGGGACAGACAGAUGGACUUUGCUGUUUGGGACACGAUCAACAUCGAGUCUGGAGAGUUCCAGGUGGUGUGUGUGUACAACAGCAGCAUGAAACAGCUGAUCAUGCAGGGUGGGCGGAGCUUCCAGUGGCCAGAUGGCUCUCCACCGCCAGAUGUCCCAGAGUGUGGCUUCAAGAACGACCAACCAGCCUGCCUCGCACGUACAGUUACAAUGCAUCAGAUGGUUGCCAUAGUGAUCUGCUUCAUCUUUGUAAUCAUUGUUACCGUGACUGUGUUCAUCUACAGGUGAGAAAGUCACUCACUCACUCACUCACUCACUGACACGUUUUUACUUCUAUUCUUGUGUAGAGACUAAUUGACAAUCUGUCCUCACUUUACUAGAAUGUCAUCACUUUACUAAAAUGUCAUCACUUCACUAAAA
Molecule: messenger RNA, 625 nt
Organism: Anarrhichthys ocellatus (wolf-eel)
Lineage: Eukaryota; Metazoa; Chordata; Actinopteri; Perciformes; Anarhichadidae
Product: atrial natriuretic peptide receptor 1-like
Exons: 3
Coding region: 146-493 (115 amino acids)
Cellular component (GO): membrane
Source: RefSeq, a predicted model, not a curated record